AUGGCGGCAUUGAAUGUUGGGAAAACGGUCGCUCAGUAUGCGCCUGAGAGCGUCCCAGAUCUUUUGGUUAAGCUCUGCGAGGCUUUCCAGUUCAGCUCGAAUGCAACUUGCGUUGACAACUAUGCCGCAGGCAGCUUCGGGGCCAUUUGGACUCAGGUGUUGGCACUUGCGGACGUGACUGGCCUGGAUGGGCGAUAUAUCUGCAACGACCUUAGUAGUACCUUCUGCCCAGCGCCAGCGACUUCGCCUCUCAACGUGACGGGCUUGUUCCCCAAGCCCAAACCCAAGAAUGCGUGCGCACCCAAAGCUUCUGGAAAACGAGUCAAGGUCCUACAUUUGUCGGACUUUCACCUUGAUCCAAGAUACUCCGCUGCAUCAGAAGCAAAUUGCUCAGCAGGCUUGUGCUGCAGGACGAAUGUUCAUGCUACUGGAGAUGCUGUUGGGCAGGUGACUGUACCCGCGCCGCUCUACGGUUCAUUCAAGUGUGACACGCCUUACUACCUUGGUCUGGCUGCUCUUCAAGCGAUCGCGCCUUUGACUGGAACACAUGGCAAUUCUUCUGUUGCAUGGACUGUCUACACGGGAGACCUUGUCUCACACGACAGCCAGAACCAGCUCUCUCGUGCUUAUACUGAGUAUGCUGAGGUCAGCGUGUAUGAUCUUUUCAGGGAGUAUAUUGGGAGCCCGGUCUUUCCUGUGCUUGGCAAUCACGAUUCCAAUCCGGAGGCUAUCGACGCACCGCAUAGUCUUCCAGGGCCGCUUGGACAACAGUUCAGCUGGAACUACAACCACGUGGCCUCGCUGUGGCAGCAAAAUGGCUGGAUCAACUCGACUACAGCGAAUGAAGCAAGGCUGCACUACGGUGCCUACUCUGUGCUAAAUCAAUACGGCCUGCGUAUUAUCACCUUAAAUACUGACUUUUGGUAUCGAAGUAAUUUUCUCAACUAUAUUAACACUUCCAACCCAGACGUCUCUGGCAUGCUUAACUUCCUGAUCCAGGAACUGCAAGCCGCAGAAGAUGCCAAGGAGAGAGUUUGGAUCCUAGGCCACGUCUUGGCCGGGUGGGACGGUAGCAAUCCUCUACCCAACCCAACUAAUCUAUUCUAUCAGAUCGUCGACCGAUACUCGCCUCACGUCAUAGCCAAUAUUUUCUUUGGUCAUACGCAUGAGGACCAAGUCAUGAUCUAUUACGCAAACAACGGCACUGUCCAGACAUCUGAGAACGCCUUGACACUAGGCUGGAUUGGUCCUUCCGUCACUCCCUUGACAAAUCUCAACAGUGGCUUCCGCAUGUACGAGGUCGAUACUGGCUCAUUUGAGAUCUACGAGGCCUAUACUUGGUUCUCCAAUGUGUCAAGCUUCCCUCACCUCAACGUGUCUAAGAGUGGUCCAACCUACCAAUUUGAGUACUCAACUCGUGAGGCUUACAACAUCAGCUGGCCAGAGGCGUCGCCGCUGGAUGCGAAGUAUUGGCAAGCAGUGACAGAAGCUAUGGAAACCGACUUCAGUCUCGUGGAAAAGUUCAAUUCUUUUCAAGGGAAGAGCAGUGUUCUGACUCCCAAUUGUACCAGUGCAGCUUGUGCUAAAGCCAAGAUUUGUUACAUUAGAAGUGGUUCCGCGGUCUUGGGCAGGCAGUGUCCGCAAGGAUAUGGAUCAGUGCAGUCGGCCUUUGACCCGCCAAGCACUUAG
This is a messenger RNA of Letharia columbiana, 1689 nucleotides long. RefSeq lists its product as uncharacterized. The transcript has 2 exons. Gene Ontology annotation, biological process: sphingomyelin catabolic process. Gene Ontology annotation, molecular function: sphingomyelin phosphodiesterase activity. The record is from RefSeq and is a predicted model, not a curated record. The coding region runs from base 1 to 1689 and encodes 562 amino acids. NCBI's taxonomy places the organism in Eukaryota, Fungi, Ascomycota, Lecanoromycetes, Lecanorales, Parmeliaceae.